Cantharellus anzutake is the source of this 258-nucleotide messenger RNA. RefSeq lists its product as uncharacterized. NCBI's taxonomy places the organism in Eukaryota, Fungi, Basidiomycota, Agaricomycetes, Cantharellales, Hydnaceae. The transcript has 2 exons. Gene Ontology annotation, biological process: proteolysis. The annotation marks the transcript as partial. Gene Ontology annotation, molecular function: aspartic-type endopeptidase activity. The record is from RefSeq and is a predicted model, not a curated record.
CUCAACCUCACAGUGAAACUGACUGCCCUAACCUCCCUCACGUCAGUGUCCAUAUCAGCCCUCCUGGACUCAGGAGCCACCAGGAACUUCAUAAGCCCUGAGUUCAUCCAGAAGCACAAUCUGGAGACAACUCCCAUUCCCGUCCAUAAUGUCAAUGGAACCCCAAACGAGAAUGGAGCUAUAACCGAGGAGCUAGAAGCCCUCCUGACCUUUGGGUGGCACACAGAGCGGGCAUGCUUCGCAGUCGCAAAUCUCGGG